UGGAAUGCAAUAUCUGGAAUAUGCAUGCUCCUCCAUCACCAUUGGUAGAGAACUACCUGCGGGAAGCGGAUUUUUGGCACGUGGCGACGGUAGGCCAGGAUGCAAGGUGUACCCGAAACUAAUCAGUGCGUUGAUCGAGAGGUGGAGACCCGAGACGCACACAUUCUAUCUUCCAUGUGGAGAGUGCACUGUCACUUUGAAAGACGUCAGCUUGCAAUUGGGAUUGCCAGUGGACGGGUACCUAGUCACGGGGUCUGUCCAAUCUAGCGAUUGGCCAGCGGUGUGCUACGAGCUUCUGGGCGCUAUUCCGGAGAAAAUGGACGGAGGUAAGAUCGAGAUGGGUUGGUUGCGAGACACAUUCCCGGAUCUGGAUGAAGAUUCAACCGAAAUAGAAAGAAUCCGAUAUGCUCGGGCAUAUAUUCUUCAGUUAAUUGGAGGUUAUCUGAUGCCGGACUUGUCACGGAGCCGCGUACAUCUAAGAUGGCUGCUGAAACUCGUUGAUUUUAGAGUAGCCGGUGAAUUGAGUUGGGGGUCUGCUGUCUUGGCCACAUUAUAUCGGGAGAUGUGUGGGGCGACGCGACCGAGGAGACUAAAAAUCGGAGGUUGCCUGUCACUACUGCAGUCAUGGGCACUGUUUCACUUUCUAUUUCUACGUCCUCGAGUGGACCACCUAUAUACAUUCUCACUCAUAACGAGGUGGAACCAUCCGGCAAAUCAUGCUCGAUUACCUACGGAACUUGAAGAUAUACGGCUUCUAUUAGACCAACAGUCGUAAGCACAU
This is a messenger RNA of Gossypium raimondii (Peruvian cotton), 781 nucleotides long. Its product is annotated as protein MAINTENANCE OF MERISTEMS-like. The record is from RefSeq and is a predicted model, not a curated record. The coding region runs from base 5 to 775 and encodes 256 amino acids. Lineage: Eukaryota; Viridiplantae; Streptophyta; Magnoliopsida; Malvales; Malvaceae. Gene Ontology annotation, biological process: meristem development; meristem maintenance. The transcript is spliced from 2 exons.